This is a messenger RNA of Sphaerodactylus townsendi, 2777 nucleotides long. It is a transcript of the gene GPSM2, whose product is annotated as G protein signaling modulator 2. The transcript has 15 exons. The coding region runs from base 372 to 2351 and encodes 659 amino acids. The record is from RefSeq and is a predicted model, not a curated record. NCBI's taxonomy places the organism in Eukaryota, Metazoa, Chordata, Lepidosauria, Squamata, Sphaerodactylidae. Gene Ontology annotation, molecular function: protein binding; GTPase regulator activity.
CUGCAGAAGAGUUCUAAGGACGCAGAAAUGUAUCUUGGGAAAACUUGGGAAAGGUUUUUCCACCAAUGACUUUUUCCAUGUUUCCAAUGGAGAUUCUGAGGAAUACUGAAAGAGCUCAUGAAAUAUUUUCUUUUUUGAAAACUGAAUAAGUCUCAGAUGCAGACUUUGAACCUAUUUUUGAACACUCAAGUGGUAUCUGACAAGGAUCUCCUUUUCUUUCUAAUAAAGAAGAGUACUUCCACUGGAGCUUAACAUUUAUUGACUUCAAGUUGUUAAUAAACUAACUAGAAUACAGCGGUGAAAACCAUUCUCCAUAUCUUUGUGCUGCAUGCAAAAGUCUACUAAUUUCUUCCUACUCAUAAUGCACCUCAAUGGAGGAAAAUAUUUUAUUGAACAUGUGUGAAGGUCAUUCAUUUCAUGUUCGUUACAGAAUGGAAGCGUCUUGUCUGGAGCUUGCCUUGGAAGGGGAACGGCUGUGUAAAGCAGGAGACUGUCAAGCUGGUGUGUCUUUCUUUGAAGCUGCUGUACAGGUUGGAACAGAAGACUUGAAAACACUCAGUGCAAUUUACAGCCAACUAGGCAAUGCUUAUUUCUAUUUGCAUGAAUAUGCAAAGGCUUUGGAAUACCACCACCAUGAUUUAACCCUUGCAAGAACCAUUGGAGAUCGACUAGGGGAAGCUAAAGCAAGUGGCAACUUGGGGAACACCUUAAAGGUUCUUGGGAAUUAUGAAGAGGCUGUUGUUUGCUGUCAGCGGCAUCUUGACAUUUCCAGGGAGCUUGAAGACAAGGUUGGCGAAGCAAGAGCACUUUAUAACCUUGGAAACGUUUAUCACUCUAAGGGUAAAAGUGUAGCCUGUGCAGGCACCCACGAUCCAGGAGAAUUCCCAGAUGAUGUUAAAGCUGCGUUGCGGAAAGCAGCAGAUUAUUAUGAGAAGAACUUGACAAUAGUGACUGAGCUGAGCGAUAGAGCAGCCCAGGGACGUGCCUAUGGAAACUUGGGCAAUACUCAUUACCUUCUGGGCAACUUCAGGAAUGCUGUUAUGGCCCAUGAACAGCGUCUCUUAAUUGCAAAAGAAUUUGGUGAUAGAGCUGCAGAAAGAAGAGCAUACAGCAAUUUAGGAAAUGCUUAUAUUUUCCUUGGAGAAUUUGAAACUGCUGCUGAAUACUACAAGAAGACAUUGCAGCUUGCUCGGCAGCUAGCAGAUAGGGCUGUAGAAGCACAAGCUUGUUACAGCCUUGGAAAUACGUAUACAUUACUUCAAGAUUAUGAAAAGGCUAUAGAUUAUCACCUAAAGCACCUGGCAAUUGCUGAAGAACUAAAUGACAGAAUUGGUGAAGGAAGAGCAUGCUGGAGUUUAGGUAAUGCAUACACAGCACUGGGAAACCACGACCAAGCAAUGCAUUAUGCAGAAAAACAUCUGGACAUUUCAAGAGAGGUGGGAGACAAAACUGGAGAACUAACAGCUCAACUUAAUCUCUCAGAUCUACAGAUGGUGCUUGGUCUAAGUUACAGCACAAACAGCUCAAUGAUGGCAGAAAACCAUGUUCUAGAUAAUAGUUUAAAUGGCCCUAGAUCCCGUGUUGGACGUCGCCAUAGUAUGGAAAACAUGGAACUUAUGAAACUAACUCCAGAAAAGGUUCAGGACUGGAACAGUGAAAUUUUGGCCAAACAGAAACCACUGCUUCCCAAACCUUCAGCAAAACUGCACUUCGUAAAUCGAUUAAAGGGCAAAAAAUACAAAAACAUCACUUCUUCUAAAGUUCUCCAGGAUGCAAGUAAUUCUAUUGACCAUCGGCUUCUGAGUUCUCAUAAGAAGAAUAUUGAUGUGCCUGGAGAUGAAGGAUUCUUCGAUUUGCUAAGCAGAUUUCAAAGCAACAGAAUGGAUGAUCAGCGGUACUGUUUUCAGGACAGAAACAGACUGACAGUUACACCUUCCAUGCCAUCACGAACAAUGAAAAAAUCCUUUUCUGCUUCCAUGGUUUCACCUCACACGGAUGAAUUUCUAGACCUACUAGCUAGCUCUCAGAGUCGACGCCUAGAUGAUCAGCGAGCCAGUGCCAGCAAUUUACCAGGGCUUCGGCUUAAUCAGCAGAAUAGUCAGUCAGUCCUUGGCCACUUGAUGGCCAGUGGCAACAGUGAACCAGAUGAUGACUUCUUUGACAUCUUAAUAAAAUGUCAGGGCUCUAGGCUAGAUGAUCAGAGAUGUGCACCACCACCACCAACUGUCACAAAAGGACCAACUGUACCUGAUGAAGAUUUCUUCAGCCUUAUCUUGAGAUCCCAAGGAAAGCGAAUGGAUGAACAGAGAGUCUUUCUACCGUCUGGUUUAAAGAGACCAAGUUCUAGCUAAUGGACUUCUUGCAAAGCAUAUUGCAGAACAAAAACAUCAGGGGAUUAUGUAGUACUGUAACACAAAACAUCUUUUUUAUUUUAUAUACAGAAAAUUAUGCCUUUAAAGAAAAAAAAUGUAAAUCUACAGUGUUCAAAAUGCUACAUCAAAUUACACAACAAAUGGUACAGUGUUUGCUGCCAGUGCUUGAAAUUGUGUCUAAUAAAUGUAAAGAAAAUUGUAUAGGGCACUGUUUUUGUUUUAUUAAUACUGUAAUGCUUAAGGUACAUGUUACAACUUGCUAAUUUUUUCAACUAAAAUUGUGAUUCAGUAGAAACUUGUAGUUUGCUAUCAAUGUGUUUUUUUAACUUCCACUGUAUCAAGUUCUCAAUCAUAACAGUAUUUUUUUUAAAUAAUAUUGGUAAAAUAAAUUUUAAUUACAGGCUA